AUGCUGUGUCUUGAUGGUGGCGGUAUUAAAGGCCUGGUGCUGAUCCAGAUGCUGAUCGCUCUGGAGAAAGAGGCGGGCAGACCCACCAGAGAGCUCUUCGACUGGGUAGCUGGCACGAGCACGGGAGGCAUCCUGGCUCUGGCUAUAAUCCACGGUAAAUCCAUGGAGUACCUGCGCUGCCUGUACUUUAGGAUGAAGGAGCAGGUGUUCAAAGGAUCAAGACCCUAUGAAUCAGCACCGCUAGAGGACUUCCUCAAAACAGAGUUUGGAGAAAACACCAAGAUGACUGACAUAAAGUUCCCCAGGGUAAUGGUGACCAGUGUUCUGGCAGACAGACAUCCAGGCGAGCUUCAUAUAUUCAGGAACUAUGACCCUCCAUCCGUCUCCAGAGAGGCCCCAUACACCACCACUGCCACAUUCAAGCCUCUCACCAUCCCACAAGAACAACUUGUACGGCGAGCUGCUCGCUCCAGCGGCGCUGCUCCCACCUACUUCCGAACAAUGGGGCGCUUUCUGGAUGGAGGGCUGCUGGCCAAUAACCCGACACUAGAUGCCAUGACAGAAGUCCAUCAGUACAAUAAGGCCUUAAAAGCAGAGGGCCGUGAGAAGGACACAAAGAAGCUGGGUAUAGUGGUCUCUCUUGGAACAGGUAAACCUCCUCAGGUGGUGGUGAGCUCUGUGGAUGUGUUCCGACCCUCCAACCCACUGGAGCUGGCCAAGACCUUUGUAGGAGCAAAAGAGCUGGGCAAAAUGCUGGUGGACUGUUGUACAGACUCUGAUGGCUGUGCAGUGGACAGGGCCAGAGCGUGGUGUGAAAUGAUCGACACCAUUUACCACAGAUUGAGUCCCCAACUAUCUCAGGAGGUGAUGCUGGAUGAGGUGAGCGACGCAGCCCUGGUGGACUGCUGUGGGAGACCCAGAUGUAUCUGUAUGAGAAGAGGGAGGUCCUCCAGUCUCUGGCAGAAUUACUACUGAACAACUAAAAGCACAAGAAAAUCACAAAUGGAGGCUGUGAAGAGUGUUUGAAUGGAGCAGUGAGAUUACUGAGCUGUAUGUCUGACUAAAAACUGUAAUGUGUGUGUUGUUGUGCUCUGUUACCAAACUGAAUGAAUCAGUUUGAGUAUGAGUACAAAAGUAUUAAAUAUGUGGAAAGCUAACCCAGGAAACAACUGACCUACUAAAGCCUGUUUACAGGUGUUUUUGUAGCAUCAUGUGACCUUAGCACUGAUCCUGUUGUGGUUUAUCAGGUUUACUUCUAACAUAUGAACCAAUGAAGAAGUUGAAGUUGUACUGGGGAAAUGUAAACUGACUGUUACAGUGUCAUGUAAGUUUCCACUCCCCCUACACUGUGGGUUAAUCUACCUCUGGAUUUGUUGAGGUAAGUCUGGAGUGUUUCCUUCCCUUUUUUCUUCACUUGUUCGUCACAUUCACUUCAGACACACACUUACAAAUACACCCGAGUCAUUGAAUUUUUCCCUUAAGCUGUGUGAUAAAAGGGACCCUGAGUUGCCACCAGAGCAUCAGCAGUAUUCUGAGGUGCAGCUGAGAUGGUGGUGAUGUUGAACCAGUUCUGCCUUAUGUGUGGGACCCACAUUUGUACCUUUUCUUCCUUCCGUAGUAAUCUAAUGCCUUUCUGAGUUAUUUAAACUGACUUGAAACGUAAUAUUUAGCCUCAUGUCUGUUGAUAAAAUAUGAUAUUAAUAUGAAAUCUUAAAACUGACAUGAAAGAUAUAUUUGAAUGAAUCAUCUACAUGAAAGAUAAAGGAACAGAAGCCCUGCUGCUAUCUGCACAACACGGACAGGAGGAACAAAUUAUUUUGUAUUUGUAUUUUUUUGUAUUUGACUUAAUCCUGAAGUAUAAAUGGUAUGGGAAUAAAAUAUCUGAAUAUUGACCGAA
This is a messenger RNA of Oreochromis niloticus (Nile tilapia), 1897 nucleotides long. RefSeq names its product 85/88 kDa calcium-independent phospholipase A2-like. Lineage: Eukaryota; Metazoa; Chordata; Actinopteri; Cichliformes; Cichlidae. The coding region runs from base 1 to 975 and encodes 324 amino acids. Gene Ontology annotation, biological process: positive regulation of ceramide biosynthetic process; cardiolipin acyl-chain remodeling. Gene Ontology annotation, molecular function: long-chain fatty acyl-CoA hydrolase activity. The transcript is spliced from 8 exons. The record is from RefSeq and is a predicted model, not a curated record. Gene Ontology annotation, cellular component: mitochondrion.